Dendronephthya gigantea is the source of this 1118-nucleotide messenger RNA. Its product is annotated as class A basic helix-loop-helix protein 15-like. The coding region runs from base 41 to 583 and encodes 180 amino acids. The record is from RefSeq and is a predicted model, not a curated record. The transcript is spliced from 2 exons. Gene Ontology annotation, molecular function: protein dimerization activity. Lineage: Eukaryota; Metazoa; Cnidaria; Anthozoa; Malacalcyonacea; Nephtheidae.
ACGACCCCACCGAGUGCGCAACAAGAUUAACAUUGAAAAAAUGUCUUUGGGCUUUAGUGGCUGCUCAUCGGACGAUGUAGAACGAAGCGCGCACGAUUCUUCAGCGGGGUACAAAUUGCGCAAACGCUCUCGUGAAACGCGCAGCAAAAUGGCUCGGAUGGCGCGCGCUAUUUGCGAAGACGACGAAGAGGAAUACUGGAGUGAUUCGAGCGAGGUUAAGGCAGCGAAAAGACCGAGAUCGCACGUUCGUGCAUCGGCAACAAGGCGAGAAAGAGCUCGAAUGCAUAAGCUGAACAAGGCGUACGAUAAGCUUCGGAAGGUGGUGCCGAAAUUGAACUGCGAUUCUAACAACGAACGGUUAUCGAAAAUCGCCACUCUACGCUUAGCCAUCGACUACAUCGCAAUGCUUACCGACUUUUUGGACGGAAAAAUGGAAAGCGAAGUUCUGCCACAACACAGCACAGAGAACAGCGGGGACGAAGACACGUCGAGUUCGAUUGAAGAUGAAUCGGACAUUUUGGCGAGGCUUAUCGAUAGCGUGGUCGAUGAAUUUGGCUGGUUUUUGCCGGGAGACUACCAGUGAUUUUUUCUAUCCGAGAAAAGGAGAAAUACUCAAUCGCAAAUUCGAAGACGUCCACAGGAUCAGGAGAAUAUUAAGGCAAAUGAAACCAAUGGCAAUGUGGCAAAUUGGACAAAAACGCUGAUAUGAAUUUAAAAAAUGUAAUCAGUAAAGCAAACUCUGCCCGGAACGUUAGAAUGGGGAGAUUAAACGCGCAAGUGGUAUAGGAAAUGACCUGAAAAUAAUGCAGCCAUUGUUUGCAACGGAAAUUGUUGAGCAGAAUAAGAAAAUUCACCCUUCAUGUAAAAAAGCAAUAUUUUGAACUUCGAUUUGCAAGCGUGCCGGCGUAAUUUAUGCUAAUUUUGCCAUGAUGUAAUUUAUGCUAAUUCAGUUCGAAAUGCUUUAAUUUCCUCGGGAAAUCUGUGCCAAAUGAAAUGAGAAUAUUUAUUGCUUCAGCUGUGUAACUCAAAGUGGACGAUGUAUUGCAGAAAUGAACGUUGUUAUUUAUAGAUUAAACUGUUGUUUCCAGCAUAUAGAACUUGAUGGUAACAUCGAUAUG